Messenger RNA from Haliotis rubra (blacklip abalone), 429 nucleotides. RefSeq lists its product as uncharacterized. The record is from RefSeq and is a predicted model, not a curated record. The transcript is spliced from 2 exons. NCBI's taxonomy places the organism in Eukaryota, Metazoa, Mollusca, Gastropoda, Lepetellida, Haliotidae. Bases 46 to 429 code for a protein of 127 amino acids.
CGGUCUGUGUCAACAAAGGCUCAGUCGUCCUAUUGUUAUGCAAAUAUGCCGACUACCUGUGCCGUUGUUAAGUGUCACAACCGGUCGGGUCGCGAUAAGGUUAGCUUUUAUCGUAUCCCAGUUGUCAUGAAAGGUCAAGGCGAAGCAACUGAGAGGAAAAGCGAGUGUUGUAGACGACUCUGGCUUGCUGCAAUCAACCGGGCGGAUGUCGAUGAAAAAACAUGCAACCAGCUUCGUGUGUGCUCUGAUCAUUUCAUAUCAGGUGCAAGAAACAAAUAUGAUGAAACAAACCCAGACUGGGUUCCCAACAAGAAUCUGGGAUAUGAUGCAAAAUCUCCAACGAAGUCGGCGAUCCGCCACGAGAGGUUACAAAACCGAAAACAGACAAUUAAGAUGAAUGAAGCUGCAAUAUCUGUUUUCGGUUUCUGA